UUAAAGCUUUACUGUUACCACAAGAGGGCGACAGACAAUAUUUCCAACAGUAAAUGUUAUCGUCAGCAUUUGUAUAGACAUUAUUUAAAGUGUGUCUUGGUUGUAAAAAAACCAAGCCAACAUUUCUUAUAGCCUCUCAAAAUGUCUUCGUGAUACAAUUGGAGGUAAAGUAAUGCACGUUGUUUUGUUAUAAUCAUAUUAAAGCCAGUUUCUAAGAUUUAAUUUCCAUUAAAUACAUAUAUUUUGAAUGAUAUAAAAAAACAAGGACCAUUUUCUUUGUUAAUGUUUUUGUUGUAGAGGACUUUAUAAGCUAAUUAUUUGUAUGACUUCAAAUCUUUUUUAGAGUAAUACAUUGUUCUCAUUGAAUGACAUUGUUGUUUUAAGCAUGUGAAAAUGCAAUGGGAUGCAUUUGCUCCAUGGUGUAUGUUUUUCGUGUGUGCCCCCCGUCUUUGAUGGACUAUGGCAUUUCUGAUGAUAUACAUUCUAAAAGAUAAUUAUGGCCUAUUGAACAGAGCAUUUUUAGAGAAGGAGAAAAAUAGAUACUGCGAGAAUAGAGAAUAAACCUGAGAUACUGAGUCACCUGGAGAGGCAGAUAGGGAGAGUAGUCUACACAGCAGAAAAUGAGGUGUGGAGGAGAGAGAAACACAGAGAGAGAUACAUGAUGGGGAUUGUUGGCUGCACCAGGCAGCAAAGAGUUAACUGAGGUGGAACGCCAAGAGGACAGCCAAUUCCCACAGUCAACAAUGGAAGGAGCUGCAGUAGAUGAGCGGCUCUCCUACUCUUCCCUCCUCCCCUUACUAACUAACAUCAUGCUCACACAAAGGAACAUGGUAGAGGUACUCAUCCCUGAGAUACAUGAGGAAUUCCAUACCUAGUCACUGGGACCUGACCUUACCAAUGCUCAUUGUUCACAAGAGAAGCACUACAUACAGAAGAUUGAAAAAAGAGAAGAGAGCGCGCAUUGGAAGAACACCAGAUGUUAUAGAGAAUCCUUUACUUAACUUCCACAACUGAUUCUACUGUCACUCUCAGCUGUGGGGGAGAAGCUGGACGUGUUGAUUGAAUAACUUCCCAUCCAACAAUGCCAUGGUUCAUGGGGUGCCAUUCAUGAGAAGUAUUAUCUGGAUCACCUCCUACCUAAGCGUUUAGCCUCUUGUGAAACAAAGUUACGACAUCAUCAUCACUGUCAGUGAGACGUGUGCAGGCACCAAGGUAAUAGGAGCGGCAAUGGGACACAGCCUCGAGGACCACCACUCUACAUGUUUCGGGGGACGUUUCCCUUCUCUGCACCCUAGAGAGGAUAAGGAGUUGUGAGCAGGAGGUGUCUUGGUGAUUAAAAGUUUUGGUUCAGGUUGAAGGUCAAAAGGAAGUCAUGGUGUCCGUGGGGAGAAUCAGAAUUGUUCUCUGCUGCGUAUUGAUGAAUGUCAGUGCAGUGAUAGACUCUGAUGAUGUCAUCACACGAGACGAGCAGAUUUACCUCCUGAUUGGUCCCCGUGCCAAGUGUGAGAGGAUAAUCCAUUCACAGCUGGCCAUAGUCAAAGAAGAUGACUGUGUACCGGAGUGGGAUGGGAUUAUCUGCUGGCCCAGAGGGAAGCCUAGUCAGCUGGUCUCGGUGCUAUGUCCAGAAUACAUCUACGACUUCAACCACAGAGGUCAAGCCUAUCGUCAGUGUGAUGCCUCAGGGAACUGGGAGCAGGUGCCUAGCAUCAACCGCACCUGGGCCAACUACACUGAGUGUACCACCUACCUGUUGUCUAGCCAUAGAAGCCAGGAGGAGGAGGUGUUUGAGCGGCUACACUUGAUGUACACCAUUGGCUACUCCAUCUCUCUGGUAUCCCUACUGGUGGCUGUCUCGAUUCUCUGCUACUUCAAGCGUCUCCACUGUACACGGAACUACAUCCACAUUCACCUCUUCACCUCCUUUGUGUUUCGGGCCAUCAGUAUCUUUGUGAAGGAUGCUGUCCUCUAUGCCAUGUCUGACGACGGAAAGACUGAAGCAGAGGAAUUGGCAGAGAGACCCCAUAUGGUGGGCUGUAAGGUGGCCGUUACUCUCUUCCUGUAUUUCCUGGCGACCAAUCACUACUGGAUCCUGGUGGAGGGGCUGUACCUGCACAGCCUCAUCUUCAUGGCCUUCCUCUCAGACAAGAACUACCUGUGGGCGCUCACCAUCAUCGGCUGGGGUGUCCCUGCGGUGUUUGUGUCCAUUUGGGUCAGUGCGCGAGCAUCAUUGGCAGACACACAGUGCUGGGACAUCAGUGCGGGAAAUCUGAAGUGGAUCUAUCAAGUCCCAAUUCUUGCAGCCAUUGUAGUGAACUUCUUCCUGUUCCUCAACAUCAUACGAGUGUUGGCCUCUAAGCUGUGGGAGACCAACACAGGCAAACUGGACCCCCGUCAGCAGUACAGGAAGCUGUUGAAAUCCACCCUUGUCCUGAUGCCCUUGUUUGGAGUGCACUAUAUGGUGUUUAUGGCUCUACCCUACACUGAGGUUACGGGCCUGUUGUGGCAGGUGCAGAUGCACUACGAGAUGUUCUUCAACUCUUCCCAGGGAUUCUUUGUGGCAUUCAUCUACUGUUUCUGCAAUGGGGAGGUGCAGGCGGAGGUAAAGAAGGCAUGGCUACGGCGGAGCCUGGCCCUGGACCUCAAACAGAAGACCCGGGUGACCAGCAGUGGGGGCGGGGGCAGCUGCUACUAUGGCGGCAUGAUGUCACACACCACCACCCACAGCGUGAGUCUGACUGUGGCCAAUCCCAGAGGAAUGUCCCUGAAUGGGGGAGGGGCCCCCGGGGUGGGAGGAGCUGGGGGAAGCUAUGGGGGCGGGGGAAGCAGGCAGCCACGCCUCACCUCCACCUUCCACCCCCUCACCAACCUGCCAGGUUACGUGCCCAGCAACACGGAGACCCCCAGGCAGAAACUUGUAAUUUGGAGGCCUGGGGUGAGGGCUGGAGCUGGGGCCGCUGUUGAUGCCUUUCCCAGGCACCCCGGGGCUGCUAGCGAGGGGAUCCAAGGAGGUGGUGGAGCCAAGACAGAGACUGCAGUCUCUGUGCCCCAGCGGUUGGGAGACGAGGAUCCCUGCUGCUCUUUGUCUCUAAAGGAACUAGAGACCAUCUUGUGAACUGGAACUGUUAGAUGGUGUCUAACAGUGAGAGCAGCACUUAUCCAGAUUCCUGCCAUGGAUCCAUAUCAAGGCUCCAUUCAAGUGAUCUCCAAUGACCUAUUUGAAUCUCCCCUGAAUCCCUUGUUUGAUUGACUGAUGUCUGAAGACUUAGCUACGUACAUUUAGUUGCGGUUAAAGAAUCAUUGUCUGUAAACUGGUCUGAUGACACGAUUACCAAUGGAACAUUGGUCCAUUGAUCAUGAAGAAAUAACAUGUACCUUUAGCAUAAUUGGUGAUUUAAUCAGUGGUUGUAAUAAAGAACCCAAUGACUAGUGAGUUGCUGCAUGCCUUUCUACACGUGUCAUAUUUGUUUGUCAGGUGCAUUUGGUAUCAUCGUUAGUCAGACUAUUGUUUUUCCUUUUAUAUUUGCCUGUUUGUCUGCUUGUCUGCUUUCUCUGAUCUCUUCUCUGUCUGCAUAACAAUUCAUGCACUAUUUGUCUAUUGUAGUGAGAUGUAAUUUUUAUCGGAGAAAAACGUGGAAAUUAAGCUUUUACAGCGAUGAAUAAGCAGCAGUAGGCUGCAUUUGAAGGCAUCCUUACCUGAGGCCCAUCACCCAACGAGCAAAACUAGUGCAUUUAAAAUCCCAAUACACUUUACCAUAAAACAAUAAUAGAUUAAUAAAAUAACAAAAACACAUGUCUAAAACAGUAAAAUAUCAGCUCAGGAUUGACCUUCUUUACAGAUUUACCUUCUUUACAGAUGUAAAGAAAUGUUUAUUUUGGAUAGUGAUAGCACACUUGAUAUGUACAGUGCAUUCGGGAAAGUAUUCAGACCCCUUCACUUUUUCCACAUUUUGUUACGUUACAGCCUUAUAUUAAAUUGAUAAAAAUAAAAAAAAACAUCAAUCUACACACAAUACCCGAUAAUGACAAAGCAAAAACAGGCUUUCAUGUUUUCAAUUUUUGCAAAUGUAUUAAAAAUAAAACAAACGUAAAUAUCACAUUUACUGUACAUAAGUAUUCAGACCCUUUACUCAGUACUUUGUUGAAGCACCUUUGGCAGCGAUUAUAGCCUUGAAUAUUUUGGGCACACCUGUAUUUGGGGAGUUUCUCCCAUUCUUCUCUGCAGAUCCUCUCAAGCUCUGUCAGGUUGGGUUGGGAGAGUUGCUGCACAGCUGUUUUCAGUUCUCUCCAGAGAUGCUCGAUUGGGUUCAAGUCCAGGCUCUGGCUGAGCCACUCAAGGACAUUCAGAGACUUGUCCCGAAGCCACUCCUGCGUUGUCUUGGCUGUGUGCUCAGGGUCGUUGUCCUGUUGGAAGGUGAACCUUCGCUCCAGUCUGAGGUCCUGAGUGCUCGGGAGCAGGUUUUCAUCAAGGAUCUCUCUGUAGUUUGCUCUGUUCAUCUUUCCCUCGAUCCUGACUAGACUCCCAGUCCCUGCUGCUGAAAAACAUCCCCACAGCAUGAUGCUGUCACCAUACUUCACUGUAGGGAUGGUGGCAGGUUUCCUUCAGAUGUGACGCUUGGCAUUAAGGCCAAAGAGUUCAAUCUUGGUUUCAUUAGACCAGAGAAUCUUGUUUCUCAUGGCUUGGUUUAUGCUCUGAGAUGCACUGUCAACUGUGGGACCUUAUAUAGACAGGCGUGUGCUUUUCCAAAUCAUAUCCAAUCAAUUUUAUUGAGUCUCAUAGCAAAGGGUCUGAAUUCUUAUGUAAAUAAGUUAUUUCUGUUUUUAUUAUGAAUACAUUUUCAAAAAUUACAAAAAAACUAUUUUCACUUUGUCAUUAUGUGGUAUUGCUUAUAGAUUGUGAGAUGUUUUAUUUAUUUUUUCCUUUUAGAAUAAGGUGUAACGUAACAAAAUAUGGAAAAAGUGAAGGGGUCUGAAUACUUUCCGAAUGCACUGUAUGUAAUUGGCUAUAUUAGGCAGUCAGGUUUGUAUUGUAAUUUAAAAAGAAUCAAAUGAAGAAUUGUAUAUUUCAAUCCUUAAAGAUCACUCACCCUUUUGUAACACCUCUUUUCAGUGUUUAUCUUUGGGGAAAAGUGUUGACAGAUUAUGUACGGUAUAUUGUGGUAUUGAUUACAUAAACCAUGCAUUGUCAAACUCUUACUCCAUAGAAUUGCAUUUUUGCUCUUCAGUCUUGCUCACCUUUUGAGCAAAUAGAGGCUUGUCAAGGGGUAUUGGGGAUGUACAGUACAGUUGUGGGCACUACAACGUUUUGGAGAAGAUAAAAGUGCCACAUUUCUAAUGGUGUGAAGUACUUAUGUAAAAAUACUUUAAAGUACUACUUAAGUCGUUUUUUGGGGUAUCUGUACUUUACAUUACUAUUUACUCCACUACCUUCCUAAAGAAAAUAAUCAACUUUUUACUUGAUACAUUUUUCCUGACACCCAAAAGUACUCGUUACAUUUCGAAUGCUUAGCUGGAGAAGAAAAUGGUGCAAUUCACAUACUUAUCACGAGAACAUCCCUGGUCAUCCCUACUGCCUCUGAUCUGGUGGGCUUACUAAACACAAAAAUGCUUCAUUUGUAAAUGAUGUCUGUUGGAGUGUGCCCCUGGCUAUCCAUAAAUUUAAAAAACAAGAAAAUCGUGCCGUCUGGUUUGCUUAAUGUAAGGAAUGUGAAAUGAUUUAUACUUUUACUUUCGAUACUUAAGUACAUUUAAAACCAAAUACUUUAAGAUUUUUUACUCAAGUGGUAUUUUACUGGGUGACUUUUACUUGAGUCAUUUUCUAUUAAAGGUAUCUUUCCUUUUGACAAUUGUGUAGUUUUCCCACCACUGCACAUUGCUGGAUGUGUUUUCACUCCACUGUCUUAACUCCAUGCCAAGGCAUGCCAGGCCAGGCUUGGGCAAACAGGGCCAGUGUCUGCACAGAUUAUGUGCACAAGUAGCCCAAGAGCAUUUUCAGUCCUGCUGCCUCAAAAGAGAAGUCAAAAAGAGAGAAAAGUGGCUUUCGUAAAAUAACUUCUUAUUCCCACAGGUUAGGUACUGUUACAGGAGGCCCGGAGACUUUCUGUGUCCUUUGUUAGAGUGAGUAAGUAAAUAAAUGGUUGAUGGGAUGGGGAGAUGGAGGAAUGGAUAAAUGGUGAAUGGGUGGUUAAAAGGCUGAAUGGGGCACAUGGUGAGGGAAGACGUGCAUUAAGAUGCAUUAGACAGACAGAUUGAUAGACAUUUUUGUUGUUGUAGACAAAUGGACCUGAUCUGAAGAUUUCAGCGCCACCGCCACAACUUUAGGUGGGCAAGAAAGGUGCCCCUUGAAGUAGCCAGACAUUGCAAUUAGUUGCCACUGAAACGUUCCAAUGUACACUGAGGUGUCAGAACAGCAACACCUUUUUUUCCAAUUAGCAAUCGGAAAGUGCGGCUCCUGAACAGUUGCUCUGAUGUGCAAAAAAAGUGAGACUUUGUGAUUUUUCCCAUCUUGGA
Salvelinus fontinalis (brook trout) is the source of this 6507-nucleotide messenger RNA. RefSeq names its product parathyroid hormone 3 receptor (gene pth3r). The record is from RefSeq and is a predicted model, not a curated record. Gene Ontology annotation, cellular component: plasma membrane. The transcript is spliced from 13 exons. NCBI's taxonomy places the organism in Eukaryota, Metazoa, Chordata, Actinopteri, Salmoniformes, Salmonidae. Bases 1373 to 3112 code for a protein of 579 amino acids. Gene Ontology annotation, molecular function: parathyroid hormone receptor activity; G protein-coupled peptide receptor activity; peptide hormone binding. Gene Ontology annotation, biological process: adenylate cyclase-modulating G protein-coupled receptor signaling pathway; cell surface receptor signaling pathway.